AUGAAUUACGAGGACGAUUCUCCAUUUUUAUUCGAAAACUUAAAAAGUAUUGUUCAAGCUAAGGAUAAAAAGGGAAAAAGCAAAUGGGAAAGGGGUGUUGGUAGUGCUUUUGAUAGAGCAUUUUAUAAUUUAGAAUCCUUAAGUCCCAAAAAAAGACGGAGUGAAAAAGAAAAUCCAAAUGAAAAUAUUUAUAGACCUAUACAAGAUAAUAUAAGUAGCACAAAAUGGAGUUCUGAUAACAUAUCAUCAGCAACAUCAAGUGAAUUGCCUUCACAUAUAUCAGAUAGUUCAUACAAGUUUAAAACAUUUGAUAAAAAAAAAGACAACAUUGUAUAUGACAACUAUUAUAAAAAGGAGUCAUCCCAUACAAGUAGUUUAGAGCAUAAUUCAGAAGAAGAAUAUCGUGAAGAGAGAUUAAAUGUUGUAGAUGAACAGAUAAAUUUUGUUAAUAAAUUAAUUGAGUAUUUCAAAAAAUUAAAAGUUGACAAUUCGGAGGAGAACAAGCAUUUUCCAAUUUGUUCAGGAAGCGACCAAAAUUUCAAGUUAAAGAAAAGUACCAAUAAAGAGAGAUUUGUUAGAAGAAAUGAAAAUUCAAGUUACAUUAUAACAAAGACAUCGAAAGGAACUCCUCAUGAACAUGUAAAUAAACUGGUUUCAGAUACAGAAUUAAAGAAUUUAAAAAAAGAAAAUAGAAUAAGUAAAUCCACAAAUAUAGAAUCGUUGUUGAAUGUAUUAAAUUUUGAAAACAUUGGAAGAAAAUCCCAAAGUAGUUAUGAUGAUAAUAAUAAAUGUAGGUCAGACAGCUUUAAUAAAGAUAGUAUUUAUAUGGGGGGAAAGGAAAUUCAAAGUGCUGAUAAUGAUUUAAUUUAUAAUAUAAGGAAAGAAACACUUUGGAUUCCGUAUAAUAAACAGAAUAGUUCUAUAUCCAAUAAUAAGAAAAUUUUAAAAAAAUAUGCUUCGAAAUCUUGUAAUAAAGAGCAAUUUAGUAAUUUUACACAGAAUAAUACACCUGCAAAACAUUCUUCAAAUGCUAAUAUAUAUUCAAAAAAAUUAGACACUAUAAAAGAGUUUGCUAAAACUGAAAUUUUGGAUAAAAUGAAGAGCACAGCUAAAAAGUUAAAUUCACAGAAAAGCCACGAAAUAUCUUUAGAACAGAAUGAUAAAACAUAUAUUAAAAAAAUGCUAAGCAAUAAAGAAUAUGAUAAUAUGAACCAUAAUGGACCAGUAUUGAAUGUAUUAGAAAAUAAAGAGAAUAAAAGUCAACACGAUGAAAUAAAAACGAGUGACUCUAAUUUAUGUACACCUUCAAUAGACCCAGAAAAAGAAUAUAUUAAAAAAGACAGUAAAUGGAAACUUUAUAUUUUUAACUCUUUAGAAAAUGUGCUAAAUAUAAAAAGCUAUGUAAAAAAACCUUUUAUGAAAAGUUACAAAAUAUUGUUUAGAGGAAGCAAAUGCCGAAAAAAAUAUAAUCAUAUAUUAAGGAAUAUGAAAAAAGGAAAAUAUCAUAAUAAUAAACUAGGGGAAUAUGCAACAUGUUGGGGUAAAUUAGAAAAAAAAAUAUUAAAAAUAACAAAAACAGAAAUAGAUAAACACAGAACACAAUUAAAUGAUAAAAGAAAAGAAAAAAAAUCCAAGAGUACGCAUCAAAUUUAUGGAUAUGAAAGAGUAAAAAAGAGCCUUGAUAGUAGCGGAUCGAAAAAAGAAAUACUAAAAAAGGGACAAUUGGAAGAAAUUAAAAAUGAAAAGCAUAUAAAUAAUGUGAAAUAUAAACGAAGUAGUGAAAAGACAACAGAAACUAUUAGUUCUGAAUCAAAUAAGAAUUCCACUAUUAUAAUUAUGCAAGAAUCGAAAAACUUGAAACUGGAAAAAAUAGAUAAGCGUUCAAGUAGUUGGAAAGAUGAAAAUAGCAAUUAUGAUGGAAUAAAAACCAUAGAAAGUGAAGAAUUUCACAUAAAUAGGAGCAAACAUUAUAUUAUACAUCAUAAUAAAGAUAAAAAGAAGAAGGAAAAAAGAAAAAUUAAAAGAGCAAUUUCAACAUUUUUUAAAUAUUCAUCAGAAUAUAUAAAUUUACAAAAAAGAGGACUUUCGUUACAAAGUUUAAAUGAUUAUAGUGAAGUGGACAAAAAUAGUUCAAGAUAUAGUGAAGUAGAAGAUAAAGAAUUAUAUGAAAGAAAUAUAAACGAACUCGAAAUGAGAUUAUCCAAAACACCAUACAGCCUAACAAAUGCUGAGAAUGAUAAUAAUUUAAACGAUAACUGGGAACAAAAACCAUAUUCAGAAGGAAAAGACGAUGAAUUUUAUUAUAAAAAUACAAAAAAAAAUAAUUCUACAGAUUUUCAGUUCGAAAAUGUAAGAAGGAAAAGUAUAAAAAAUAAUUCUGUGAAUCAAGGAGAGUCUGCCAACAUGCGUUAUUAUAAUGAGCAAUUCGAAAAGGAUAACAAAUUGAUCACAGAUGAAAUGGAUAAUUAUUAUUACUAUAAGGAUAAAGGAGGAAAUGAAAAGAAAAGCAAAACUUCAUACAACACAUAUAGCACGAGGAACAAUUAUGAAAACAAAUAUCCGUAUAGGAAUCGAGAUGAGCAAAAAAAUUAUCAUACAAGUGAAGGAUAUGCUAAUUUUAACAAUGAUGACGCAUUGUAUUCGGGAUAUUACAAAUAUUAUGAAAAUUUAGAUGAAAAUGAUUUAAACUAUUAUACCGAAGGGGAUGCAUAUAAUUAUACUAAUUCGAGUAAAGAAUAUUCUACAAACAGAAAAAAAUUAAAUAAAUUAUAUUAUAUAUAUAAUAAUGAAUUGUAUUCAAAAGAAAAUAACGAACAAAUAGCUAAUAUUUCAAAGGGGGAUAAUACAAAUGAUUAUAAAGAUUCUGUUUACUUAGAUUACAUGAACAAUAUAGAAAAUUUAAAAAAUGAUGGCAAUAAUGUAUCGUUGUCUGAGUUGAUAAUGCAAAGCAACGCAACAUAUAGUGAAAAAAUGGCAAUGAUAUUAAAUUUGAGCAAGGACAAGCACCUAUAUAGAAGAGUUAAAAAAUUAUUAGAAAAUAAAAAUUAUGAUAAUGAGAUAAAAAAUACAUUAAUUUAUUUUUUAAAAUGUAUAAAGAGUGGCAUCUAUUUACCAAAAUAUGAUAAUAUAGAAAGCUUAACGAAUGGUAAAAAGAAAAAAUUUGGAAAGACAGAAAGUAGGAAAAGAGGAUAUAACGAAUUAAAAGAUGAAGAAAUGGAAACAAAAGACUUGAACUUAACCAAUAAUAGAAAAGAUAGCAAAAACAUAUGUUUAAAAAAAGUGUACAUAGAAAAUGCCCCUAACAGUUUACCAUUAACUAUGCUAAUUAUACAAAAUUUUGAAAAAAAAAAAAAAAGUGGUAAAGAUAUAAAAGUAAAAUAUAAAGUUGAAUUAACUGGAAUGAAAAACACAAAGAAAUUUAGCAAACUUGUUGAGGAUGAAAAAUGUCUAUUUUCAAGGAUUGAUAAAAUAUAUAAUUUUUGCAGCAUCGAUGAAAAAUCUAAAUGUGAUCAAGUAUACAAUACGAAUAUUGUGAAUCGAUUCAUUCCAUUUCCAAAUAUAAAAAACGAUUUGAUACAAAAAUUUAAUAUUCCCAAAUUAGUAAAGUUUAAAGAAAAUGGAAUUGAAAAAGAGAAAAUAAAAGAUAUUAAGCAUAGCUUUUUACAUGUUAAUAAGGUAUUUAAUAAUAACAAAAAUGUUAAAAAUAUUAUAUAUAAGCCAAAUUUUUAUUCAAAAAUUGACAAUAAAUUUAAUGAAAUAAACACAUUAGAACAUGCAAACAGCCAUACACUCGGAAGCACAUUGUCUGAUGAACCUAAAAAUAUCACAACUAGCAUACCACUUGAUGAAAAGAAAAAUAAUAACCAAUUUGUAAAAGACAAAAUCUUGGCUUUCCAAAAGAAAGAACAAAACUUUUUUCUGAAUAAAAAUAAAAUUCAUCCAUUAAAAUUUAAUAAAAAUAAAGGUUUAAUUUUAUCUAAUAAAAAAGCAGAAGCAAGAAUAAAAAGUAUUUCUGUGUCUAAUUCCUUUCUUUCGAAAGACAACGGGGUAUCAGACAUAGAAAAUAAAAGUCCCCAAUUGAAUAAUUCUUUAGAAAAACAAAUAAGCUUAUAUGCUUCCAAAAAUAGUGUAUCAACAAAUAGUAAUGUUAAAAAUGAGGAAAUAAACAAUGAAAACCUUGAGGAGGAAACGAAAAAUCCAAUUACUAAGCUCAACACUAUAAAAAGUGAUAUCAUUAGGAAAAAAGCACAUCAAAAAAAUAAUUAUAAUGUUAUGAAAGAAAAAUUUUCUACAAAAAGUUAUAUAAAUUUAUGGAAAAAUGAAGGAGGAAAAAUAGUGCAUAAGGAGAAUAAAAUUGAUCAGAAAAGUAAAUUAUUUAGUGGGAAUGAACCGAGAAUAAAAAAUAAAAACCAUGAAGAGAUAAGCAUAAGAAGUAAAAGUGGAAUUAUAAAGCCGUUUUAUAAGGAAAAAUAUAAGAACAGCAAUAUAUCUGGUAUACAAGUGGCAGGAAUGAAAAAGGGAAAAUCAUAUAUAAAAAUUAAUUCUUUCAUAAAUAAAAAUAAUAUGGUAAAUAAUUACAAUGAACAAGAUAACAAUGAGGAGAAAGGGAGCGAGAAAAAUAUGAAGAAUUUUCCAAAGGUCCUUGAUGAAAACAAUUAUGAUAAGAAGGAAUUGUUUAAUAAAAAAAGUCAUAAAAUUCAGACUUUUGACAACGAAAAUGAUAAAAUAUUGUUUGUAACAGAAGAAACUAAUUCGGAAAAUGGGGACAGAUUCUACAAAAAAUUGGAAUUUUCAAAGAGCAAUAAAAAUAUUAACAAAAUUAAGGAAAAUAAAAAAGAAUUUUUACAUCAUGAUGAAUAUAACAAUCCUUUAAAGGACAAAAUAGAUAUUAUUCGUAAUGAAAAAUUAGAAAAGCCAAAAAACGUAUUGGUAAAGCACAUGAAAAGUGAAUUUGUGCUAAAUAACAAAAAUAAAAAUGAUAAAAAUCGAAAUAUUAGUGCAAAGAAUGACAUAUUAUUUUAUAAAAAUAGUUAUAAUAGCAUGGAUAGAAAGACUAUAAUCGGGAAUCGAAACAAUAGUAGCACCAGUGUAAACGAUUACAAAAUGAAAAAAACCUAUAGCAUUUACACUAAUAAGGAAGUACUUCCAAUGUUUUCAUCUAGAUUUAUAAAACGAAUUUACGAGAAUUCAAAUGAUUCUAUAAAAGAAAAUAAAAUAUUUAAAAAUAAUUCUGGUAAUUUUUUCCAAUUAAAUACAUUACCUUAUAAAGUAAACAAAAGUUUCAAGGAAAUUCCAAAAUGGGGAAAUAAAAUGGUGUAUAGAUAUAAGACAAAUAAAGGAAAUAACUACUACUUUUUAAAUAGAGAUCGAAAAAGUAAAUAUAAGACAUAUAUAGAUUCUGAUUCAUCCCUUCCAUUAAAUAAUUUUAACGAACCAGAAAGUGAACAAAUUAAAAAUACAAAUACAUUUUACAAAAAAGGUGAUAAUUUUUUAGGACAAAGAAGAAAGUAUCAAGGGAAAGGAAAGAAUAAUACUGUUGCAUUUGAAAAAGAGAAAAAAUGGGAAAGUGAUUCCUCUAACAUUUUAUCACCAAAUAAAUUGUUAACGAUUCAAAAGAAAAAUAGUGAAAUUAUAGAUGCUAGCGGCUAUGAACCGAUUGGAAAAAAAGUAAAAGGUAUUAUUGACACUCCCUCCAAAAGAUAUAUAAAUAGAGAAUUUUUGCCAGGUUCCAUUGAAAUAAAUCCAAUUCGAAAAAAAAAUAAAAAUACAGAAAUAAGUCAGUUUAUUAAGCCUAAAAGGGAUAGAACCCUUCGUAUUAGAAAUAACAGUGAUAUUACCGGUAGAAAUUAUCAUAAUAAAUAUAUUGAAAAAAAUAAUAUAAACAUAUAUUCUGAAAGUUCAGAAUUUAAAAACGCGAAAUUAUUAAAAAACCAAUCAAAAUAUGUUGAUAUAAAAUCGAUAGAAUGCUCUAAGAGCACACUUGAAUAUUUCGUCGAAAAAAAUUACCUUAAAAAAAUAACUACCAGUGUAUUAUCGGAUAGUUAUGAAAUAAAGGACAAAAUCAAAAAUGAUAUAAAAAAUAAAAUAAUUCCGAAAAAAAAAAAUGAAAAGAAGGACAUUUUAAUUUAUCCACAAAUAUAUAAAUCAUAUGUAAAAGAAAAAACAAAAAAAAAAAAAAUUAAGGAUAAAAUUGACAACCGUGAUAAAAAUAUUUCCAAAAAUAUACACACAGAAAUGCGUAAAAAAUUAUCAAUUUUAAGCAUAAAUGAGUAUAGAAAAAAAAAGGGUAAACAUAAUAAGAAGAAAGAAAAUAAAAAACAAAAAAGACGUCAAAAUUAUAUAACCGAUACCACAUCAAGUUCAGACAAUUAUAAUUUAAAUGAAACAAAAUUUAGAACUCAUGCAAAAGGGAAAUAUGGUAAAAAACGAAAAGGAUUUCAAAGCUCAAUUAAUUUAGGAAGUAAUAGUUUUAUGGAAAAAUUAAAAAGACACAUUAAUGUAAAGCGUAAGCUCGAUUUAACUAGCAAUAGUAUAAUAAAAUAUUUUUCAAGUGAUUUACAAAAUCUACGAGAUAUAGAAGAAAGUGUUACAGAAAAAAAUUCACAAAGUAUAACCACAGACGAAAGUGAUACUGAAAAGGAAAUAAUAAUUUCUGAUGAAAAAAUGGAUAAAAGUAACGAGAUAAAAUCUUUUAAUGAAAUGCCAGACAAAUUUUUAACUAUUAAAUUAAAUAUUAUAACAAUAUUCUUAGAAGGAUUUCAUAUAAGAAAAAAUAGUUUAAAUAAAAAAUAUAAUAUAAAAGUAACUAUUUAUUCUUCUAAUAAUAUUAAUACCCUUGAUAAUGAUUAUAUAACACAGGAGGAAUUUCCAUGUUAUUUGACUUCGCACCCAAAUGGCAUUGGUUUAAGUUCUGAUGCGUUCAAAAAAAUUGAUGUAUCAUGUAGAGAAGGGUUAUGUGAAUUUUUUAAAGUGGUAGUAUCCUGCUACCGAGACCAUAGUUUCUUAAAAAGGGAAUUAUUUAAAAUAUAUACUCAAACAUUUAGAUCGCCCGUUGAAUUAAAGAGCUACAACCUAAGCAGAAACAAAAAAUAUGCAUUGGAAACAUCCAGCUAUAAUGACGAAUCUUAUGAAAUAAAUGGUAUUACAUAA
This is a messenger RNA of Plasmodium vinckei vinckei, 7149 nucleotides long. RefSeq names its product conserved Plasmodium protein, unknown function. Bases 1 to 7149 code for a protein of 2382 amino acids. NCBI's taxonomy places the organism in Eukaryota, Apicomplexa, Aconoidasida, Haemosporida, Plasmodiidae. The transcript has 7 exons. The record is from RefSeq and is a predicted model, not a curated record.